GUUGACUCCAGCCCUCUGCCGUUCCCACCUAUCCCUCCUGAUCCCCAACCGGCUAGCCCCCAGUUUGGUCCAGAUCCCCAGCUCGCUAGCCACCAGCCUGUCCCGAGCAUUCCCCGGCCUGCCUGUUGUUCCCCGUGUUCGCCCGACACCACGCUUGACCCCCGUCUUCAGUUCGAGGGAACCCGCCUGGCCGUCUUCUCUGGGGGCCGUGGUGGCCGUCGGAGGAGACGUGGCCAUCACGGCUCCCGCCAAUUUGCACCACUCUCCCUAGAUCCCCAGCCAGUUAGCCCCCAGCCUGGCCCAGUCCCUCGGCCUGCUAGCGCCGCUAGCCCCCAGCCUGGCCCAGUCCCUCGGCCUGCUAGCGCCGCUAGCCCCCAGCCUGGCCCAGUCCCUCGGCCUGCUAGCGCCGCUAGUCCCCAGCUUCUCCCUGAUCCCCAACAGGUUAGGCCCCAGUUAGACCCUGAUCCCCAACCUGCUAGCGCCGCCAGCCUCCAGCCUGCCCCCCCCGAUCCCUUGCCCCUUAGGGCCACUAGUCCCCUUGCUCUUGCGGACGGACCGGCUUCAGCCCCGCCGGUGGUACGGCCGACCCCUGUUCCUCGCACCAAGGCCCUCAGCCCAGCAGCCUCAUCCCUGACUCCCCCCCGCUGCUGUCGCGCUGCCAGCCCCUAGCCUUGCUCCCCGGCCUCUGGAGAGGUCGUCUCGCCCCCUAGCCCGUCCUUCGGGCCGCCCGCCCGAACUCUCUGGCUUGUCUCGCCCGGCUCCCCGGCCUCU
Micropterus dolomieu (smallmouth bass) is the source of this 771-nucleotide messenger RNA. RefSeq names its product vegetative cell wall protein gp1-like. The record is from RefSeq and is a predicted model, not a curated record. The annotation marks the transcript as partial. The transcript has 2 exons. Lineage: Eukaryota; Metazoa; Chordata; Actinopteri; Centrarchiformes; Centrarchidae.